AUGGCUGAAAGAAAGGUUCUCUCUAAGUAUUAUCCGCCGGAUUUUGAUCCCUCGGCGAUCGAGCGCUCGUCCAAGCGCUCUCGCAAGGGUGGCAAAACCGAGCCCAAGCUAUCAGCCAGUCGUUUGAUGACACCCUUCUCUAUGAAAUGCACUCACUGCGGCGAGUACAUCCCAAAGGGUCGCAAGUUCAACGCGCGCAAGGAGACCCUCGAGGAACGAUACUUGUCUGUUCAAAUCUUCCGAUUUUACAUCCGAUGCACCCGAUGCAGCGGCGAGAUCACCUUCCGGACUGACCCCAAGAACAAUGACUACCAGUGCGAACGUGGCGCAAAGCGCAACUUCGAAGUUUGGCGAGACGACAAGGAUGAGAAGUACAACGAUGAGACCGAAGAGCAGACUCUCGACCGACUUGAGAAGGAACACGGCGAGAAAGAGGAGCAGAUCGAACGUGACAAGAUGGCCGAACUCGAAGACAAGAUGCUUGACUCGAAGCGUGAGAUGCAAAUUGCCGACGCACUUGACGAAAUCCGAACUCGCAAUGCCCGCAUCGAGCGCAACGAGGCCCACGGUGAUGAGGCUUUGGCUACUGUUCAGCAAGGACUCGACGAGGAAGCUCUUCGAGCUGAGAGGAAGGCUGCCGAGGAUGCAGUGGCUAUUCGCAAGGAGUUCUGGGAAAAGAAGCGUGCAGCACAGUCGGCAGCGGUCGACGCAGAGAUUGAAGCAAAGCUGGCCGCGCCCUCGAUUGCUGAUAAAUAUGGACCUGACUUCUGGAAGCGUCGCAAGCGAACUCCUCGUCCCAAGCUUUUCGCUAAGCCAAAGCCAAGCCUGGUCUAA
This is a messenger RNA of Penicillium vulpinum, 834 nucleotides long. Its product is annotated as Saf4/Yju2 family protein. The record is from RefSeq and is a predicted model, not a curated record. The coding region runs from base 1 to 834 and encodes 277 amino acids. Gene Ontology annotation, biological process: mRNA splicing, via spliceosome. Lineage: Eukaryota; Fungi; Ascomycota; Eurotiomycetes; Eurotiales; Aspergillaceae. Gene Ontology annotation, cellular component: U2-type catalytic step 1 spliceosome. The transcript has 2 exons.